AUGCUCCACAUUCAGCAUCAAAUCCUGGCUGGCAAAUCCCGUCACACGAAGGCGAUCUUGGACCUGGACCUCGAGUGUGCCUUCGAUAUCAUCAGUCAUUCCACCAUCCUCGAACGCAUCUACCUGCUCCCCCCCAUCCUCAGAGAACGUACUUACAACUACCUAAGAGACUUUCUAUCCAAUCGGAAGGCCUUCCUCUCGGUCAGAGACAUUUCAUCGGAGCAGCUGUCCCUCGGCCGCACGGGCACACCGCAAGGCAUCGCAAAUUCUGAAGGAGCUUGUGGCCCUAACAAUGUGCUGACUGUGUCUGACCAAGGCAAGGAUGACCUUACUUCUUUCGGCCUCGCCCACGAAAUAUCACAUGCGAUUGGAGCUGUGCACGAUGGCGAAGGUACCGCGGACAGUUGCUUCGACGUUGGAUACGUAAUGAGCCCAUACAUGAUACCAUCUGCCAAUCCGUCUUACUCGCCUUGCAGCAUUGCCGAUAUUGAGAAGUUUUUGGGACAGACGGACAAUGCUCGUUCCUUUGCUACACUGGCCGCAAGUCUUCUUUUCGCCUGCCAGAACGAGAUGGUAAACCCUGCAACAAGUUUGAUGCAUCUCAGAUGUGCAACGAAGGAAAUUGCAUAUAAAUUAAUAAAUAACUGCUGUGUCUACGGUGGAGGCAUUUUCACCGUAGUAUCUUCUUGAAUUUGUUAAGAAAGAAUAUAUUUCGAAAAUGAAGGCGAAGGAGAUGCUUUAUGCCACACACAAACACUCUUUUGAAGACCUCAAGGACACAUGCAUAAACCAAUAUAUGACUACGGAACUGCCAUUAGAUACAAAGGCAAUAAUUAGCCUCCUGUCUACAUAAAUAAAUGAGCAAAGUGCAUAUAUAACCAUUCUUUGGUGUGGAGUGUCAGAGAA
Messenger RNA from Dermacentor andersoni, 906 nucleotides. Lineage: Eukaryota; Metazoa; Arthropoda; Arachnida; Ixodida; Ixodidae. The record is from RefSeq and is a predicted model, not a curated record.